Hippoglossus stenolepis (Pacific halibut) is the source of this 1199-nucleotide messenger RNA. RefSeq names its product palmitoyltransferase ZDHHC23-B-like. The record is from RefSeq and is a predicted model, not a curated record. The transcript is spliced from 3 exons. Lineage: Eukaryota; Metazoa; Chordata; Actinopteri; Pleuronectiformes; Pleuronectidae. Bases 1 to 675 code for a protein of 224 amino acids.
AUGGCCGCUUCAGGCGCGCACCCGGGACUUGUAGUCCUCACGCGAGGAGACUCUCCGGGAUCAAAGCGGCGCUCGGAAAGCACUAUCUACCAGUACGGAUGCUGCUGUGACUGUGAAGAUCUGGACGAGGCCUUUAACAGGUGGCUGAGACACAAACCCCCUCACAGCGGAUGUCACUCUCCUGUUCUCGGGGCCCUGAUUGACAACCUGGAGAUCUCCACGAUCCCGGCCCUGGUGCUGCUGCCUCUGCUGCUCCGGGCCGCAGCGCUGCACUACCUGCUGGGCAUCAUCAUCCUGACAGCUCUGCCCAGCCUGGUCCUCUGGUACUACUACGCCACGCACCGCAAGAGGAGACGCACCCUCUUCUUCCUUACUCUGGCGCUGUUCUCUCUGGCCUACAUGUAUUACCUCUUCAUCACAGAGAUUCUACCGCGUGGGGACGUCAGCCAUCUGCAGCUGUGCACUGUGACUGCUGGGAUGAUCCUCACCAUCGGAUCUCUCAUUCACACCAAGAGAGGCCCAGGGUUUCACACCACCUCCUAUCACAGCCAGAGUGAGGAGGUUAACAAGGACUCUACACAUCUUAAUGGAUCCAUCCAAUCAGCGGCCUCCUCCUCCUCUCCUCCUGCCCUGACAGAAAAGUGGAGCAGAUGCUCUGUGUGCAAAACAAUGUGACCCCCGCGGGCCGGACACUGUCGAACCUGUGGAUCCUGGGUCAAGCGUCUGGACCACCACUGUGUCUGGUGGGUUGGAUUUGAUAUUAUAACAUCUUUAUACUUCUUUGAAUUGUACAUUCACACCACAUCAUGAAAGUGAAUAUUGAAUUAUGACAGAUUAGAUAACUGCCCUGUAAUUACACAACAACGUUCAUGUCUUAAGCAAAGACUCCUACUGUACCCACUGGUUUCCUCAGGGCCGUGCACAGACAUUUUUUGGAGCGGGGCUCAAGUGAAAAACUCUUUGCAUCCAAAGAUUGAUUUUUAAAUGGAAACUGCUCCCAGCAAAAAUGUCUUGAAAUGUAAACUUGAACUAGAAAACUGGUAAACUGGGAUCUGUCUCAGGCCAACCAAGAAGACAGGGUGUCUAUUUGUUUGUGAGCUUUAUCAGACACUUUCCUGAACUGCACACUGCCAAGAACAUUAAAGGGGACAUAGCAUGCCCAUUUUACCACAAGUUGAUAUGGUUCCUUGGGGUCUUAA